CAUCAAACUCCUGAGCUCAAGCGAUCCUUCCCCUUCAGCCUCCCAAAGCAUUGAGAUUAUAGGCGUGAGCCACUGUGCCCGGCCCUGCCUGGGUUUUUAGAUGUUAGCGAGGAAAGCAAGUGAUAAAUAAGUGAGCCAUUUGCUAGCCAGCCAGAGUGCCUUGCCAGCCCUGAUCCAGGUAUUUUUCAAACUCAACUCACUGGAGAAAAAAGGUAAAGGAGAGGGCCCUUGGUGGGCUCUGGCUCCCUCCCCAGCUUUAACCAGAGCAGCUCUGCUGUGAUGUGUGUAUGUAUUGGGAUUCUACUGCUGGGAUGGGGACAGGAGCUCCUUCUCUGGAAACAGACAGCUGAUUGUCUCUUCUCCCUGGCCUUCAGGCUGUGGGCACUGCAUAGCAUCAUGGGCUUAAAGGAGGCCAUCCAGGUGUUCUAUUUAUGCAGUCAUUGGGGAAAUGGUCAAAAAGCAAACUGAAGAUGGCUGUCUGAUCACCGGAACCAAGCCACAGCUGAGGCUUGAAAAAAAUCUGGAAAGUUCCUGACAAGGAGAUGGCAGCAGGUCCAGAGGACCUGCUAGGUCCUCUAGGUCUUGGGUCCAGAGGACCCAAGCAAGGGGAACACACAGGGCACAGCUCAGAGUCAAAAUGCUGAGUGUCUGCUUGUCAGACGUUGAUAUCACAUACAUGUGUAAUAGCCAUCUAAAGGUAAGACAGAGAGAGACAAGGGAGUCUGAGAUCUGGGACAAAGGAGGUCUUGGACUCUGCUCUGCCUGGAUUUCUGGUGGGCUGAAUGAAAUCUGGUUGGUGGGUUGGUGUGGGCUUAGGUGUGGUUAGAGGCUAUGUCUCAGGACUGACUUUGCCUUUGACUUAAAGGACCAGACACUGAGGACCCAGGUCCUCAUAGCUCAUCAAAUCUUAAGGGUGGAAGGGAUAUCAGAAUCACCCAAGCCUUAUCACUACUUGAAUCCUCCUGAUAACACAGUCAGAAAGUGGACACUUGCCCCUGCUCAGCCACUCCCUAUGAGUGGCCGUAGUUGGCAGCCAGGAGCCAGAGGCCACAAUGAGACUGUGAACAGACUUAGCGCUCCUCUCAAGCAGGUGCCUUGUUGUCCUAUGAAGACUGGCUACUGCUGCCUUACACCUAAUGACCUUUGGAAUUGGAAAACUCUUCUCUCCAUGAAAUGAUGUGCUAGGUGUGGGCCGGACCCCACCCGACCCUGACAAGUGACCAUGGAUCCUGGAGCCGGGUCAGAGACAUCUCUGACUGUCAAUGAGCAGGUCAUCGUGAUGUCAGGUCAUGAGACUAUCCGAGUGCUGGAAGUCGGAGUGGAUGCCCAGCUCCCUGCUGAGGAAGAGAGCAAAGGACUGGAGGGUGUGGCCGCCGAGGGCUCCCAGAGCGGAGACCCUGCUGAAGCCAGUCAAGCUGCUGGUAAAGCUGGGCCAGACAACCUGGGCUCCUCUGCAGAAGCAACUGUGAGGUCACCCCCGGGGAUCCCUCCGAGCCCUGCCCCUGCCAUUGCCACCUUCAGCCAAGCCCCAAGCCAGCCUCAGGCAUCGCAGACCCUGACGCCACUGGCUGUACAAGCUGCCCCCCAGGUCUUGACUCAGGAAAACUUAGCCACAGUUCUGACAGGAGUUAUGGUUCCAGCAGGGGCAGUUACUCAACCUCUUCUUAUCCCCAUCAGUAUUGCAGGUCAAGUGGCUGGUCAGCAGGGGCUGGCCGUGUGGACAAUUCCUACAGCAACCGUGGCUGCCCUCCCAGGACUGACCGCUGCUUCUCCUACGGGGGGAAUUUUCAAGCCACCUUUAGCCGGUCUCCAAGCAGCUGCUGUGCUGAACACCGCUCUUCCGGCACCCGUACAAGCUGCCGCACCAGUACAGGCCUCCUCGACAGCCCAACCCCGGCCACCAGUCCAGCCCCAGACGCUGUUCCAGACCCAGCCGCUGCUGCAGACCACGCCUGCCAUCCUCCCGCAACCCACUGCUGCCACCGCUGCUGCCCCUACCCCCAAGCCAGUGGACACCCCCCCACAGAUCACCGUCCAGCCUGCAGGCUUCGCAUUUAGCCCAGGAAUCAUCAGUGCUGCUUCCCUUGGGGGACAGACCCAGAUCCUGGGGUCCCUCACUACAGCUCCGGUCAUUACCAGCGCCAUUCCCAGCAUGCCGGGGAUCAGCAGUCAGAUCCUCACCAAUGCUCAGGGACAGAUUAUUGGAACCCUUCCAUGGGUAGUGAACUCAGCUAGUGUGGCGGCCCCAGCACCAGCCCAAAGCCUGCAGGUCCAGGCCGUGACCCCCCAACUGUUGUUGAACGCCCAGGGCCAGGUGAUUGCGACCCUGGCCAGCAGCCCCCUGCCUCCACCUGUGGCUGUCCGGAAGCCAAGCACACCUGAGUCCCCUGCUAAGAGUGAGGUGCAGCCCAUCCAGCCCACACCAACCGUGCCCCAGCCUGCUGUGGUCAUCGCCAGCCCAGCUCCAGCAGCCAAGCCAUCUGCCUCUGCUCCUAUCCCAAUUACCUGCUCAGAGACCCCCACCGUCAGCCAGUUGGUGUCCAAGCCACAUACUCCAAGUCUGGAUGAGGAUGGUAUCAACUUAGAAGAGAUCCGGGAGUUUGCCAAGAACUUUAAGAUCCGGCGGCUCUCCCUGGGCCUUACACAGACCCAGGUGGGUCAGGCUCUGACUGCAACGGAAGGUCCAGCCUACAGCCAGUCAGCCAUUUGCCGGUUCGAGAAGCUGGACAUCACACCCAAGAGUGCCCAGAAGCUGAAGCCGGUGCUGGAAAAGUGGCUGAAUGAAGCUGAGCUGAGGAACCAGGAAGGCCAGCAGAACCUGAUGGAGUUUGUGGGAGGCGAGCCCUCCAAGAAACGCAAACGCCGCACCUCCUUCACCCCCCAGGCCAUAGAGGCUCUCAAUGCCUAUUUUGAGAAGAAUCCACUGCCCACAGGCCAGGAGAUCACUGAAAUUGCUAAGGAGCUCAACUAUGACCGUGAGGUCGUGCGGGUCUGGUUCUGCAAUCGGCGCCAGACGCUCAAGAACACCAGCAAGCUGAAUGUCUUUCAGAUCCCUUAGGGCUCAGCCCCUGGCCCUGUGUUCUAGCACUUUGUCCGUUUCCCUUGGCACCCGGCUGCAGCCACUGCCAUGACAGCACCUGUCAUUUUGCCACGUGCAGCUGUGCUCACCCCAGGUCAUGAGACUCCACCGUGUGCAUGUGCAUCAAUGUCCCUCUUCUCCCACACAUCUCACAACAUGGGGAGGCCAGAGGGGGUCACAUGAGAGCUCCAGGCUCUGGGCUGGUCGCUCUGAAGAAGAAGAUUUGUGAUGUCACUUAGAGAAGCACCUUGCUAGCAUGGUUUCUGAAGGGUGAAUUCUGGCGGGGAACCAGAAACUCCCUGUCUUUGGGGCAGGGCUGUAGCAGCUCCUAAGGACCACUGGCCAUUAGCACUUGCUUUUGAUGGCGUUCUCUUUCCACCUUCUCUUCUCCUUUGCUCCUCUGUGUUAGUGUGGCAGGUAUGACAACUCAUCCAGUGGAACCACAGCCUCACACUGCCCUUCUGCCUCCACACUGCCUGCAGGCGCACCGAAAGGACCCAGGAGAUAAAAUUCAAAAAAGUGUGAUGUGCUGCUCAGAAGGUCAGACUCAAAUGUCUGCCCUGACCUCAAGGUCAGAAGGUUCUCAAACCCCUGGGGCUGGAACAUGGGAUCUCCUCUCCCACCUCUUCCUGGUUCCUUUGUGGGGAAAAUUGCACUAAAACAGAACCUUUUCUUAAUCCACGUUGGACGGAAGCAACAGUGAACUCUACCUGUCGUGGAGUUGUCCUGGGUCUGCAGAAGAGUGGGAAUUUAGAAAAUAAGGCCGUUCUUUCAGAUUUUAUUCUAAUCUUUGUCAAUGGCCAUCCCUCCCACAAAAAAAUGUGGGUUAAGAAAACGUGCAGACUGGAAAAUCCCACUGCCCAAACAAACGGGCAACUCUGGAGAAAAAUAAGGAAAGGAAUGCUGACUUUCUCUUUCUUUCUCUUGUCCCCACACCCAUUCCCAACCCAAUACUGGGGCUUUCUUAAAAGGAGCAAAUUAAACAAUAAACCAGACAGCAAGGCCGUGGGGGAAGGACAACAUCCUGAAAUAAAUGAUGGAGCCCGGGAAGGCCUCUUGUGGAAGCUGACUUAACUCUAAUUUUCUUUGUAACUUUAAGCCUUGGAUACUGGAGGAGAAACCUCAUUUUGUCGAGUCUCAGACCAUGUCUAUGUGUAAGCAAUCCCCCCAGUGUCCUCUGAGCCAAGAACACCCCCAGAUCAGGUUGGGUUUUGCCUCUAGACAGGGUAGCUGUGGUACCUUGGGGGUUAGCUCUCAUCCAAGCUGUUAAGUGAGUUUCCAGCCUCACUGUGGCUGGAAAGCCCCUAAAAUUCAGUAUGUAACUCCAGGAAGUCAGGAGAGAAUAGAGAUUUGCCUAGAUGACCACAGGCUUGUGGUGUAGACAGUCCCUAAAGGGCCUCAAGUCACAGGGGUCAACCACCCCUCUCUUCAGUACUCUUAUACUUACAGAGGCUGGUCUCCAACAGCUGCCUCCACUGGACCUCCCAUGAUCCACCCUGAGGGAGUGACCAUCAGGCGGAGACACAUCACCACCUCUGUCAGUCACUGGUGCAGAGCCACCUCCUAGCCUAGCUGCUUCUGGUAUGCUGUUUCCUUUCCCACUUACUGUUGGUCCCUCCCAGGCCCUGCAGUGCCAGCGUGACCACCCUCUUGGUAGCCUGGCCAGUGAGAGGAGGACAGUUGUGUGCUAAAUUAGCACACGCAUGUGCAGCAUGCGCACGUGCACACACACACACACACACACACAUACACACACACACACCCUGCUGCAUUUGGACAAACCAUGCCUGCCAGAUUGUAGCAGAGGUGAGGAAGCAGGUGGGCAGCUUGCCUGACCCAGCUUCCCAGAAGAGCAUGUCUUCAACAGAGAGGCUCCACACUCUAGUUCAGGGUUAUUGACCUGCCUCAGUGAGAUGACAGACUCAUUUGGGAGGGGUGUUGCAAACAAGUUUUCCGUGAGAAUAGUUAAGUUCCAGAGCUUGUAAAGGAUUCAGUGACUUACACUUAGUAAAUUAGGCCAGGUACGGUGGCUCAUGCCUGUAAUUCCAACACUUUGGGAGGCUGAGGUGGGCAGAUCAUUUGAGGUCGGGAGUUUGAGACCAGCCUGACCAACAUGGUGAAACCCUGUCUCUACUAAAAAUACAAAAAUUAGCCAGGUGUAGUGGCACCUGCCUGUAAUCCCAGCUACUUGGGAGGCUGAGGCAGGAGAAUUGCUUGAACCUGGGAGGUUGCAAUGAGCUGAGAUCACAUUGCUUCACUCCAGCCUGGGUGACAGAGCAAGACUCUGUCUCAAACAAACAAAACAACGUAUAGUGAUGCAGGUUUUCAUGCUCAGACGCUUGCAUUCAGGUAUGCUUUCUUUUUUGAGAGAGACAAAUGGGUUACAGCUGGCACCCUGGGAAUAGCACAUAAUCCAGGGUGUGUCUGUGGUGGUGGACGUGCAGGAGGACACCAUCUGUCCUGUGUCAUGAUGGGAAAACAAUCAUGAACCACUGGUCUAAAUUAGGCCUGGCCAUGCUUUCUCAGCCCCUCCCUCAUUUAAAUCUGUCUUCCCAAGGCUGAGCUAGCACUAAACCAUUUCUCCUCUGCUGGUCAUUCAGAGGAACAAAACCAGGGGUGAGAGGUUUGCAGGCUGAAUUCCCCAGGCAUGGGGAUGCAGGGUGUCCCUGAAGUGUGCCCAAAGCAGAGCUCACUGGCCUAUGAUCUCUGCCCUUGCUCCCGCAGUGUAAGACCCCCCAGGAAGCAACUGGGGCCUGAACCUCUCACCUAGGAGGUGGGUUUAUUUUAUUUUUUGCUAGCAACAGGCUCUGAAAGGAGACGGUAUACAUUUCGUUUUGAAAACAUCUUCUGGACUGAAGCCAGAGUUUAGUGUCGUCUUUACUAUGGAAAGAGAGAAGAAUGGACAGAAAUGGUUUAACUGUGUGGGGUUUUGUUUGUUUUGUGUUAAAUGGAAGAAAGACCAAAACUUUCCUGGUGAAUCAGCUAGGGCCUUUGACCCUGCACUAACCAUGGCAUUUUAUCCAGGUGAAGUCCAGGGAAAGAACUCAGCCAAAUGGACUAAGGAACACACGAGUUUGGAAUUCGAAACCUUGACAUUUUUGUGUUCUUGGAAAUCCAGUUACCUUCCCAUGCCCAGAUUUCCUUCCUGCCUCAUGGACCAGGCUCUGACACUGAGGUCCUCACUGUUCCCAACACAGGCGAAGCUUCCUGAGGGCUGGAGCGGGGAAGGGGAGAGGAGAAUGGGGAAGAAGCACUUGAUGUAGUUGUGUGGAAUAAACAGUAUUUUUUUCUUUUGUA
This is a messenger RNA of Rhinopithecus roxellana (golden snub-nosed monkey), 6376 nucleotides long. RefSeq names its product POU class 6 homeobox 1 (gene POU6F1). Gene Ontology annotation, biological process: regulation of transcription by RNA polymerase II. The coding region runs from base 1223 to 3058 and encodes 611 amino acids. The record is from RefSeq and is a predicted model, not a curated record. Gene Ontology annotation, molecular function: RNA polymerase II cis-regulatory region sequence-specific DNA binding; DNA-binding transcription factor activity, RNA polymerase II-specific. Lineage: Eukaryota; Metazoa; Chordata; Mammalia; Primates; Cercopithecidae. The transcript is spliced from 11 exons.